GUUUAAUUAAGUUUUUUUCAAUUACUCCUUUUAUUUACAUCAGUCCUGAGCCAAAUCUAGAUAUCAAGGUCUUCCUAUGUUGUGCUGCUGUGGCUUGUAACUACGGAAUUGUAAAAAAGGAAAACUGCUUCAUAACUGUGACUGUGGCUUUUAAGAACUGCAUAAGUAAUUUCUAAGCAGCUCAAAUAGUUUUUGCAUCAUACCUGCUGUUAUGGCAAAAACAGAACAAGAGAACCAAACAGAUAUUGCAGCUUUCCAUCUGCUGGGAUUUGUUGGACUUGGAAAUCUACAAGUUCUACUCUUCUGCCUUUUCUUAGUUAUCUAUAUUAUUACCAUAGUGGGGAACAUCCUGAUCGUUUUGGUUGUUAUUACUGAUUCCCAUCUUCACACCCCCAUGUAUUUCUUCCUGAGCAAUCUCUCUUCCCUGGAAAUCUGUUACAGUUCUAACAUCCUUCCAAUGAUGCUGGCUAAUCUCUUAUAUGGUAGGAAAAGGUCCAUUUCUAUAACUGGUUGCAUGAUGCAAUAUUACUUUUUUGGUAUUUUAGGAGUUGCUGAAUGUUGUCUACUAGGGGCAAUGUCAUAUGAUAGGUGUGUAGCAAUUUGUAAGCCUCUGCAUUAUACAAUACUUAUGAAUGGCAGAAUUUGCCUCCAGUUUAUAAUUGGAUCAUGGAUCAAUGGCUUAUUUGUUAAGAGCAUAGUUUUAUAUCUGAUACAUCAAUUGAAGUUCUGUGGCCCCAGUGAAAUCAAUCAUUUCUUUUGUGAACUGAAUCCAAUAUUAAAGCUAGCAUGCAGUGACACUCACAUUAUUGAAGUACUAACUUUUUUCAUAUCUGCUUUGUAUAUCCUGCUUCCUUUCUUCUUGACUUUGGCAUCUUAUAUCUUCAUUAUUUCCACUAUAAUGAGAAUGUCAUCUGUGAGUGGGAGGAAAAAGGCUUUUUCAACCUGCUCCUCACACCUCAUGGUGGUGUCCAUUUUCUAUAGCACCUUAAUGAUUGUUUACAUUUUUCCCAAAACAGAUGGCCUGCGUAAUAUUAACAAAGUGUUGUCUCUGUUUUAUACAAUCCUGACCCCUUUGUUCAACCCCCUGAUAUACAGCCUACGAAACAGGGAGGUGAAAGAGGCCCUUAAAAAAGUGGUUGCUAAAUUGUGUACAAUUGGAAGGAUAUACCACCAUAAUCUAGCAUGAACAUUUUUUUCAUGUUAUAUUAUUCCUCAAUGGAAUGAAGAUUUGGGCUUCUCAAGAAUAUAAUCACAUUGAUGGAUUUCUCUAAAACUGUAUUAGGGACAUUAAAGAAUUUUGCCAUGAUUAUGUCCUCCUCACCUGAGGCAGCCAAAGCAGGGUGAAUGGCAUAUCUCAGUGAAUUUUGUUAGCAUUCAUUCUAAUUCAAGAAAUGAAGAUUCUGAUGGGAUGUAUUCAUUAUUUUUAAAGGGGCAGCUUAAAAUCCAGCACAUUUAGAAGAAAAAAAAAGAAUUUCACAGAAAGGCUUUUUCUCUCUGGAGCAACCACUUGAUUCUUAGCAAAUACAUAAAUGGCUGCUUCAAAGAGGUAGAAGCAGAGGUAAUAUUGCUGAUGACUUUGAUAGUGCUGAGUUUUAACCCUUCCCCAUUAAACAUCUGACCUUUACAAGGAGGAAUUUGGAAGGAGCUGUAGGGAAUUUCAUACCAAUCCCAAAGCUGCUUUUAUUGAAGUUAUUGAUCAUGACUAGUAGAGGUUAACCUUUAU
Molecule: messenger RNA, 1723 nt
Organism: Crotalus tigris (Tiger rattlesnake)
Lineage: Eukaryota; Metazoa; Chordata; Lepidosauria; Squamata; Viperidae
Product: olfactory receptor 10C1-like
Exons: 2
Coding region: 212-1186 (324 amino acids)
Biological process (GO): G protein-coupled receptor signaling pathway
Cellular component (GO): membrane
Molecular function (GO): G protein-coupled receptor activity; olfactory receptor activity
Source: RefSeq, a predicted model, not a curated record